Truncatella angustata is the source of this 1716-nucleotide messenger RNA. Its product is annotated as pyruvate kinase-like protein. The coding region runs from base 1 to 1716 and encodes 571 amino acids. The transcript is spliced from 4 exons. Gene Ontology annotation, molecular function: oxidoreductase activity; 2 iron, 2 sulfur cluster binding; molybdenum ion binding. NCBI's taxonomy places the organism in Eukaryota, Fungi, Ascomycota, Sordariomycetes, Amphisphaeriales, Sporocadaceae. The record is from RefSeq and is a predicted model, not a curated record.
AUGUCGCCGGCUGCAGACCUAGAUCUCGAUGCCCCUUUUGUGCAGGAUAUUAUUCUUGAAGUCCGGAGCAGUAAAAUGAAGACAAUGCCUGGCUUGAACAUCCAAUCCGGCAUUGACAAGACGAUUCGCGACGGAAUAGUCUCGGUCGACCGACUUGGAAUCGAGGGAGAUGAGCACGAUCCGACGUUCCAUGGCGGCGUCGAUAAAGCAGUUCAUGGUUACUGCUCGUCGCAUUAUCCCAAAUGGCAAGCAGAGUACCCGGAAGCUGCAUCGCGUUUCAAGCCUGGAGGUUUUGGGGAGAAUCUGGUGACGGCGCACAUGAACGAACGUAAUGUGUGCAUUGGCGACAUCAUCUCGGUAGGAGACCGCGAAACCGGCCUCCAGCUCCAGGUCUCCCUCCCACGCUCGCCGUGCUUCAAGCUGAACCACCGCUUCCGCCUCAAGAACUUCGCCCCGAGGACGUCCGCGCUGUCCCGGACCGGGUGGUACUACCGCGUGCUGCGCCCCGGCCCCCUGGAGGCGGGCAUGACGAUAUCGCUCGUGGAGCGGAGGCAUCCCAGGUGGACCGUCGAGCGUGUGCAGGAAUACCUUCACAGAAACCAGGAGGAUCCGGACAUGAACCGGGAGCUCAGCAAGAUCGAGGAGAUGGGAGACGAAGCCCGCGGUGCCUUUGUAAAACGAGUGGCCAAGGCCGAGGCCGCUGCAAAGCGCAGGGAGAAGGCCGAGAACGAGCCCAAGGAAGAAUGGACUCCCUACCGACUCGCGGAGAAGAGGCGCCAGACAGAACGCAUCGCGAGCAUCGUGCUCGAGGCCCUGGCGCCGGACCCCGAAGCGCCCAGCUACCUGCUGGGCGCGCACGCGCGGGUCCGGCUACCGAGCGGCCUCGAGCGGUGCUACUCGAUCGUGUCGGGGACGCCCAACCGGUUCGAGCUGGGGGUCGCGCUGGACGCGCAGAGCCGCGGCGGGUCGGCAUACCUGCACGGGGCGGCGCGGGAGGGCGACAUGCUCCUGGUGUCGUCUCGCACGGGCGGCGCGAUCGCGCCCGCGGGCCUCGCGUCGAGCCACGUCUUCGUCGCGGGCGGGGUGGGCGUCACGGCCUUCCUGGCGCUGCUGUCCAUGUACAAGAAGAUCCACUGGAACGCGGUGCUGCACUACGCGGUGCGGUCCGAGGCCGACGUGCCGUUCUCGUCCUCGCUCGCGGACCUCGCGCGGCCCGCGCCCAACAAGGACGGCCAGGUGGGGCCGAGCUCCGUCGAGGUCGUUCUGUACCGCGGGGACCAGAACGAGCGGAUGGAUGUGCGACAGAUCUUCGCCGGCGCGGGCUGGAACAGCCAUUUCUACGUGUGCGGGCCCCGGCGGCUGAUGGAUGCUGCGCUGGCGGCGUCGAAGGAGGCUGGUCUGGGUGACGACGAGGUUCAUUUCGAGGCGUUUGGGGCUGAUACGACAGGUGAUCCGUUCGAGGCUGAGGUCGCAAACCGCGGGAAUCAGAUACUGAAGGUAGGGGCGGAGGAAACGCUGUUGGAGGUGUUACGACGGGAGUUUGGCAGCACGCAGAUAGCGAGUAGUUGCGAGGUUGGAAACUGUGGAACAUGUAAGGUGGCGCUGAAGUGUGGUAGGGUAGAACAUCGAGGAACAGGACUACCAGAAGAUGAGAAGGAGCAGGGACUGUUGAGCUGCGUUAGUCGCGGGAUAGGGAGGAUAGGCAUCGAGAUUUGA